Phascolarctos cinereus (koala) is the source of this 1414-nucleotide messenger RNA. RefSeq names its product germinal center associated signaling and motility (gene GCSAM). The record is from RefSeq and is a predicted model, not a curated record. Gene Ontology annotation, biological process: regulation of B cell receptor signaling pathway; negative regulation of lymphocyte migration. NCBI's taxonomy places the organism in Eukaryota, Metazoa, Chordata, Mammalia, Diprotodontia, Phascolarctidae.
ACAUGUAGACCCAGGCACCCACGAAGUUGCACAUGAAUUCCUUUCUUCUCCUCCCUCUGUUUCCUCUUUAUCAUCCUCCUCCCCUUUCUAGAAAGCCGUUUUUCCUCUAGUGCCCUAGACUAGCAGUUCAAUAAUGAUACUGCCCUCUUCACGUUAGGUUUUCCUCUGUCCUGAGGUCUGGUACAGGGCAGAUGAAGAAAGAAGUGAAACAAGGAGCUGGGCUUAAGAAUCCCAGCGAAAGGAUGGGGAACUGUCUCCGAAGAAGAAGAUUCAGCUGGCCAAAGGACACUCAAGAGGAACACAGGAAGCCAAGAACUGGAACCCUAGAACAGAAAAAGUUCAGGCAAGUAAUAAAGAGAAGGAAGAAAGAGUUCCAUGAGGAAAGUGAAGAAGUUUCACCUUCUUACUACCAGGAAAGCCAUGAAGACCACGAAAAGGAGCCACUCUAUGCCCUCAUCACGCACAUGCCCCAACGAAUGCCUUCCAUAAACUCCACGGAGGAUGACUAUGAGAAUGUUGGCCCCAAGCAUAAGAGGACCAAACCGCCGGCUCCCAGGAAUGAGACUGAAUAUGCCGUCCUGAGGGUCCCUUCUAGCCCCCAGCCUUCCCACAGCUUCCAGGACGAGGAAUACGAACUUAUCAUGCCAUUACCCAUCCCACUUCAACCUGAUGAAUUGAAGGAACCUGAAUAUAUAGGAAUCUCUAAAAACAGAAAAUGAAGAAACUGAGGCCCAGGGAAUUAACAUGACUUGCUUAAGCUCACACACUAGUGGAGCUGGAACUAUAACUCUGUUCUCCUGACUCCUGGCCCAGCACUUUCUACACCCCAUCUAGAGAAUGUCUGAAGUGUGAUGAUAUCCAAGAACCAAAAGAAAAUCAUGUACAGGAAAGUUUUUUAAAAACACUAAUGAAAAUGCUUGUAUAGCUCCUGCCUACCUGAUUAAUCUUCUUUUAUGGUAACUUAAGGUAAAAUCUUCUGCCCUUAAGGUGUUUUGGAAUUAUGCUUGUUCUAUUAAUAGCAGCAUCUUAGGUCAGCUUGGGAUGAGAAUGGAAGUAUCUUGUGAUAUUUGCUCACAUAGGCUGCUCUGAGGGUAGGAGUUGAAAGCUAGAGCAAUGAUAGAGAUAAAAUCCAAUGCAUCAGAUGAUUAAGUCCACUAACCAGAGCUUAAGGAAGAAGUAGAAAGAUUCUCAGUCCUGUUGUUACACCAAACUGUCAUUGAGCUGACUGACCAAUUUAGGGAUGAUAUAUAGCCUGAAGGCUUUUUUUUUUUAACAAAUUGGGUCAUUCAGGAAGGUAGAAGGUGUGCUAGGGCCAAGUCUAACUGGUCAGCAGAGCAAUUGUUAAAAUUUUCAGUGUGAGCAUUUACACCUCAGAAAUCAGAAAAUGCUAAAAAUUAUGGCUGAUUUAUUGUUU